Messenger RNA from Rangifer tarandus platyrhynchus (Svalbard reindeer), 558 nucleotides. The record is from the annotation of a GenBank genome assembly. NCBI's taxonomy places the organism in Eukaryota, Metazoa, Chordata, Mammalia, Artiodactyla, Cervidae.
AUGGCGGACGCCAGGAUCUCCACGUACCUGCCCCCCAACGUCAACCCCGCCCAGGCGGCCAUCGCCUACGGCUGCCGCGCGCUGCCCAAGCUGAACGAGGAGCUGCAGGCGGACGACCUGCUGACGAGGCAGAAAGCCCUCAUGGCUCUCUGUGACCUCAUGCACGACCCCGAGCACGUCUACACGGCCAUUAGGAUCGGCUGCCUGGAGAGCCUGAAAGCCUUGCUAAGGGACACCAACGACCUGGUGCGCAUCAAGACCACCGAGGUGCUGUACAUCAUGGCCACCCACAACGUGGGCAGAGAGGGCUUCCUGCAGCACAGUGUCAUCCAAGCGCUGUCCUUCCUGAUGAGCGACCCCCGCUCGGCCUGCCGGGAGAACCUCUACGCGGCUCUCAGGCACCUGGCCCAGGUGCCGGCAGGUAGCUACUUACACGUGCGCGGUGUCUGCAUCCCUCCCUCUGGGCUUCGGGCGGGUCCUGGCUUUGAGAUGGCGCUCCGGUGGCUCCGUGCCCCCCACCCCCGGGCUCCCACCACGGCCGUUCAGGUGCAGAGCUGA